CCGUUUUCGGGGGCAGUAUUUAUAUGCACACUGGGAAAAAUGGAAAUUAGCAACGUUUAUCGUUUCAUUCACACUAUUACUGUACUUUUCGACUGAAUGUCGGUCGCAUCCACUAGCAGGCCGACUACCUGAAUGGCAGAGCGCACAAAAGUUCCUGAUGAAGGUGUGUAGGUAAUACUUUAACAGCCCUGGAAGACAACAUGUCUGAAGAGGCAAUUUCAGAAAGUGACCUGGAGGGCAGCAUUGACAGCGAAGAGGAGUGUAUGGAAAAUGAGGAGGAGGAGGAGGAUGAUGAUGAAGACCUGGAGGAAGACGAGGAGGAAAAUGAUGGAGAUGACGAAGACGAUGGACUGGAGCGACCUGCAAGUGCCGAGAGUCAAGGCGAUGGGGAUGGCAGGGACUCCAACUCAACUACCUCUGGAGAGCCUUCCUCAGAGCCUCCUUCCCGGCCGUCCUCCAGACCCGCCUCUCGAUCUCAGCCUCCUACCAGCGCGGGGAACUCGAGCGAGAGCAAAGCCGCGCCUAGAAAAACAAAGAAGGACAAAGCUUCUAAAUUAACAAAAUCACUCAAAUCUUCAAAAAGCUCCAAACCUCCAAAACCAGCCAAGCCAGCUCACAUGAGGAAGAACAUUAGAAAGCUCCUGCAAGAGGACCAGCUUGAGGCUGGAACUAAAGCAGCUCAGCUGGAGGAGAUGGAGAGGCGGAAACGACUGGAGCAGCAGAGGAAAGACUUUCCUACUCCGGCCCCAUCUCUCGCGGACGCUCAACUGGUGGAGACGGCAGCUUUAUUAGCAGAAGUAUCUCAGUUGGUUCCUGCUCUCCAGGGUAAACAGGAUGUGAUCUGUCUGGAUAGUAGUGGUGAGGAAGAUGAAAAAGCGGAUAUAAAUUUGCCCGCCCUCGCCAUUGGAGAUGAUAUAAUUGAGCUCAGUUCGGGGGACGAAGACACUCUGCAGAUAAGCAGCGAGUCAGCUGACGAGGAAGCCGAUGCCGCCCACGGUUCGGAAGAGAGCAGCGGCGCUCACAUAAACGACGCGCUGAACUUGCCUGAUGCCCAGGGUCGAGUCCUGGUGAACAUCAACCACCCUCCAGAGGAGAAAGAUGUUUACCUCGCCCCACAGCUGGCCCGAGCUGUUAAACCUCACCAAAUUGGGGGAAUCCGGUUUCUCUAUGAUAACCUGAUCGAGUCUUUGGACCGGUACAAGACCAGCAGUGGUUUUGGUUGCAUCCUCGCUCACAGCAUGGGCUUGGGCAAAACUCUGCAGGUCAUUUCCUUCAUCGACAUCCUUUUGAGGAACACAGAGGCCCACACUGUUCUGGCUAUCGUCCCUGUGAACACGCUCCAGAACUGGCUGACAGAGUUUAACCUCUGGCUCCCACCCCAGGAAGCACUUCCUCCUGACACAGACCCUACGUUCGUCACUGGCCGCGCGUUCAAAGUUCACAUUCUCAAUGACGAGCACAAAACCACGGUGGCCAGGGCCAAGGUUGUGGAAGAGUGGUCCAGAGACGGAGGUGUGUUGUUGAUGGGCUAUGAGAUGUACCGCCUGUUGUCCAUGAAGAAGAGCUUUGUGAUGGGAAAGAAGAGGAAAACAAAAAAACCAGCUGGGCCGGUUAUUAUUGACCUGGAUGAAGAGGACAGGCAGCAAGAGCUCAUGAAAGGGAUUGAAAAGUCAAUAUCACGGCCCGGUCCUGACGUGGUGAUCUGCGACGAGGGCCACCGCAUUAAGAAUUACCACGCCAGCACGUCGCAGGCCUUGAAGAACAUCCGCUCAAGGCGCAGGGUGGUUCUGACGGGCUACCCGCUGCAGAACAACCUCAUAGAGUACUGGUGCAUGGUGGACUUUGUCAGGCCGGACUUUCUAGGCACGCGCCAGGAGUUCAGCAACAUGUUUGAGCGUCCCAUCUUGAACGGUCAGUGCGUGGACAGCACACCCCAAGAUGUCCGCUUGAUGCGCUAUCGCAGCCACGUGCUGCACAGCUUGUUGGAGGGCUUCGUUCAGAGGCGAGGUCAUGACGUGCUGAGACACCACCUGCCAAAUAAGGAGGAGUUUGUGAUCCUGGUGCGGCUCUCUCCCAUUCAGAAGGCACUGUACACAGAGUUCAUGAAGCGCUUUCGAGAGGCAGGGAACAGCGGCUGGCUCGGCCUUAACCCACUUAAAGCUUUUUGCGUCUGCUGCAAGAUCUGGAAUCACCCUGACGUCCUCUACGAAGCCCUGGAGAAGGAGAACCAGGCCAAUGAGCAGGAUCUGGACCUGGAUGACAUUACCUCGGCCAGUAACCCACGCUGCCCUGCUCCCAGUGCCGGCCUGAAGACCAAAGUGGCCGACUCAAGCAAAGGCAACAACAGCCUGCCGCCGCUCAAUCCGUCUCAAGAUAGAGCCAAUCAAGUCAUCACAUAUGAAUGGGCAAAAGACAUCAUGGCAAACUACCGGACGGGAGUUUUAGAAAACUCAGCUAAGAUUGUUCUGCUCUUCCACUUGAUUGAAGAAAGUGUCAGGAGAAGAGACAAGAUUUUGGUCUUUAGCCAAAGUUUGAACACUCUGACAGUCAUAGAGGAUUUCCUUUCAAAGAGACCAAUGCCCCCCGGCAUCGUCCCCAGCGACAGCCCAAACCAAAACUGGGUUCGCAACCUCAACUACUACAGACUGGACGGGAGUACAUCUGCAUCAGAGAGAGAACGUCUCAUCAAUCAGUUUAAUGACCCAGAGAACAAAUUAGCGUGGCUGUUCCUGCUUUCUACACGAGCGGGCUGUUUGGGGGUGAAUCUGAUCGGGGCCAGCCGUGUUGUCGUCUUUGACGCGUCAUGGAACCCGUGUCACGAUGCCCAGGCGGUGUGUCGCGUGUACCGCUACGGUCAGAGGAAGCCUUGCUACAUCUACCGCCUGGUCUGUGACUUCACCCUGGAGAAGAAGAUCUAUGACAGACAGGUCUCCAAACAGGGCAUGUCGGACCGGGUGGUCGAUGACUUGAACCCAGUCCUGAACUUCACCCGUAAAGAAGUUGAGUCAUUGCUGCACUUUGUAGAAGAGGAGCCUGAGGCUGAGAAGAUCUCACUGGAAUCGCAGAGAGAGUUGGAGUCGGUGAUAUAUCGAGCUUGUGAGCUUUACCCAAACCUCAUCACCAAGCCACCUUUCCACCAUGAGUCGCUGCUCAUGGACCGGAAGGAGUCAAAACUGACCAAAGCAGAGAAAAGAGCUGCAAAAAAGAGCUACGAGGACGAGAAGCGAGCCUCUGUACCGUACUCCCGCCCGUCGUAUGCGCCCUACUACCCCACAAGUGAACACUCGCUGGCGAGCAUCGCAGCAUUUAACCAACGCGGCUGGCGCCAUAUAACACGGCCAGAUGACAAGCCAGUUGCGAGCGUCAGGCCCAUCCAGUCGACCCCGAUCCCGAUGAUGCCUCGGCAGGUCGGCAUGGGAAUGGCCGGCUCCAGCUCUGCCGGCAGCCUUCCUCUCAACUUCCUGCAGAAAGCAGGUGUUUACGUGCAAAGGAUUGUCACCACAACGGACAUUGUAAUCCCAGGAGCAAACAGCUCUACUGACGUUCAGGCUCACAUCAGCGCAGGAGAGAGCAUCCACGUCAUUAGAGGAUCGAAAGGUACUUACAUCAGGACGAACGAUGGAAGGAUUUUUGCUAUUCGAUCUGGAAAGAUCAGCAGGCCGGCAGCUGGAGCGUCUGCUCCAUCUAGAGGAGACACCCAAGGCUCCCUGAUCCACUCGGUGAGCAACGGUUGCUCAUCUCCAGUCGACCAGUCGCGGCGCUCCCCCACCGCCGACCAGCGGCCCCCGUCUCCUCUGAGCUCCGAUUUCCUUCGAGAGCUCAGCCAUUACACGUCGUCUACAGGCAGCGUCACUGCCGGCAGGGCGAAUGAAUCGUCGUCGCUUCUGGAUUUGCCGUCUGCGACAGCUGGGGAAGAGGGAGGCUCUCAGACCAGCGAUCAGAGCCGACAACUCGCCAACGACCUGUUGAGUUCAGUCGCAGAGGCGCAGCGCGGCGGCAAACGGAAGCAUGACGGCAGCCAGGACAACACGCAGACGGGAGGAAAGCACACCUCGGUCACAGCUCAUUUUCCCGGAUUGUCGGUGAACUCUGGCGGGCUCAGUUUCCCACCGGUAGGUCUGAACCUGGGGAACCUGGGUCAUGUGAGUCAGCCGCUUCUAAUGCCUGGAGGAGGAUCUUCAUUCCUCCAAUCCUCGGGACAAACGCUGGCCGACCUGCAGUCCAUGUUCCCCUCGGUGAGCUCGGACCUCCUGAGGCAGCCGGCUGCGGGGAACGGGCACCUCCCUCACUCGUCCUCGGCAUUUUCUUCCGCCUCCUCCACCAUUCCCAUGUCGUCGACAGCAACCUCCUCCUCCCUCCCGUCUGGCACUUUGCCUCCGUACUUGAUGAACCCCAACAUGGCCGGCCUGCUUUCUUCAGGUUUUCCUCUCAGCUACAGUCAGCCACUGCUCUCCUCACCAAGAAUGUUCCCCGGCUCUUUGCUCUCGGGGUCGGGGGGCUUCUCCGUGCCCAACUCCAACUCUGCGACGUCCAGUUUUCUCUCUCAUUUUACCAACCCCACCUCCAGCCUCCUGGGUGCCGCGCUGACACAGCCGGACAGACACCCGAGCGCGGUGAAUGGCGGGGACAGCUCUGAUGAUGACGUCAUAGAGGUGACGGGACAGUAGGGCUUCAGAAAGUCCCACUACAGGUUUUUUUGUUGUUGUUUUUAAUCUGUUUCACAGUCAGAAAAUAAUCGAAAUACAUUAGAAAUGGGAAUUAUUACACAAAAACAAUAAAACUCAGAGGCAAAAGGCCUGAAAUAAUUCUGUGGUGAUUACAUCCAUCAUGGUUUGAAAGUGUUUUAAGAAUCCAAAUGUGACCAAGAAGAGGAAAUGUGAAACUCAGCUCUGAGUUUGCAUUUAAAAUGGAUUAAAUGUGAAUAAAUUAUUCCUCAGGCAUAGAGUUGGCUACUUCUGAGCCAGUUCUUUGUAAUAAGCAGGUCACAAAGGUUCUGUUUUACACGGUGCCUUGCAGACGUUUUCAUGCCCCUUACAGCCUUUCACAUUUUGUCAUGUACAAGUUACACACCUCAAUGUCUUUCAUUGCGAUUCUAUACAAUAGACACGUCCAUUUGCACAAUUGUGAAGUCAAAGGAAACUAAAACGUGAAUUUGUUUUUACAAAUAAAAAUCUUUUGACGUGU
This is a messenger RNA of Poeciliopsis prolifica (blackstripe livebearer), 5184 nucleotides long. RefSeq names its product RAD54 like 2 (gene rad54l2). Lineage: Eukaryota; Metazoa; Chordata; Actinopteri; Cyprinodontiformes; Poeciliidae. The coding region runs from base 201 to 4667 and encodes 1488 amino acids. Gene Ontology annotation, molecular function: ATP binding; ATP-dependent chromatin remodeler activity; ATP hydrolysis activity. The record is from RefSeq and is a predicted model, not a curated record. The transcript has 22 exons. Gene Ontology annotation, cellular component: nucleus.